AUGCAGGAACAAUUCGAGGCAUUUUCAUUAAAGCCCCAAACCGAGAACAUCCGGUCGCUGGAGGAGAUUGCUGCUGAAUACCGCCAUGUGCGAUCUCAGUGGGAGAAGGAGGCGGCUUGCAGGGAACUGAAGCGACACGUAACCAAUAUUGAUGUUUUCCCCGUGUCUCGCGCAGUGUGUCUCGGCAUCGGCACAUUCGACCCUCCAGAUGGAGGAUGGGAAACGAAGAGGCGGACCUUUGUUCAGUUGAUGGCUUUUUUGACUAUGGUCGAGUGCCUGGAGAAGAAGAAUGGAUCGAAGAUUGAAUGUACAUUCCAAGAGCCCAUAUUUACGGCAUCCGACAAGAAGUUUAUUGAAUCGCUUGGUCACAAGGUCGUCGAAACGCCGGGUGGAUUUGAACAUAUCAAUACCUGCACGGCUCUCUUUGGCGUACAUCUCUACCGGCCCAUCUACGCAAAAGCCUUGGAGGGUGACCUUCCAGCAAUAUUCGUUGGGACCGACCUGGAUGUGUGGGACUGGGUGACCUUUGGCAAAACAGAAAACGACAUUGUCUGCACUAGCAAUGUCAAGAUAAUGGAAAAUACUUAUAGUAAGCGAAAGUUUCCCCAAGACGCUUCAACAACGGCUUUCACAAGCACGUCCUUCUACUGGCGUUCAUCAAAGGAAGUGAUGCCACAAGGCCAGAAAUCGAAAGGGGAGCCAUCGUUAGACUGGGAAAAGGACUCAACCCCUGUGGAAACACUCAAAGAUCGGCCAGACGAUGACAAGCAACAACUGUCCAAGCCCAAGCAGUACCUGAGCGAAUCGCAUAAGUCAGUGGAAACCACGAGUUUCCCAGAAACUCCAUCUUCGAAGGUCCAAUAA
Molecule: messenger RNA, 864 nt
Organism: Geosmithia morbida
Lineage: Eukaryota; Fungi; Ascomycota; Sordariomycetes; Hypocreales; Bionectriaceae
Product: SRR1
Exons: 3
Coding region: 1-864 (287 amino acids)
Source: RefSeq, a predicted model, not a curated record